CUAGCUAGCUAGCUUGUGGACGAGCACACUAGCUAGCAUAGCGUUCCUCUCAUACAGUACCGGUAGGCUGACGGAAGCCACAAAGUCGAAGAGGAAGAAAAUAUCCAAAAGGGAAAAGAUUCUCACUCCCGCACUUGUUCCGUUUUUUGAGAAUCCGGCUAGGGUUAGAGCUGAAUCCUUGGAGACUUUGCAAACUCGAGCAGAAGCAACAAGGAGGAUCUGGCGGGUUGUCUCACCGGAUGCUUGCACAGCCUAUUAGUACUUGUUCCACAAGUCUGCCUGACUAGCUAUUUCAUGUUAGCAUCUGGUGAGUAUCUUUGUUGGAUAGUUCAUUGAAAGCAAAGUCGUACAUUUCAGGCACUUCAUUGAUUGGUCCUGUUGGCGUAGCAUUACAGUAUGUGCAAACCAUCAAUGCCAGCAUCUGGUAAGAAUCAUCCUUAGAAUGUCAUUGAAAGCAAAAGUCGCCCGUUUUCAGGCACUUCAUUGAUUGUUCCAGUUGGCUAAGCAUUAUGAGCAAACAUCCUGGUGCCGACUGCAACACCGCGAUGGAUGCACCCGCCGAAACGACGAUCUUGCAGCGGGGGGCCAGCCGGAAACGCUCCACCAUAUCCGAGGGGAGAGCAGGGGAGAGAAAGCGACCCAAGAAGACUCAAAUUGCAAGUACUGGUCCUUCGAUCGCCACCGAGAAUCGCAUUUCGGACUCUCUACCUGUUCCAGUUUCUCCUCCUCAAGAUGCUGGAUCAAAGUUGUUGACGACAGUGAGCACUCCUGAGCGUGAUUGUGCUAUUAAUAGUAGAUCUUCUGGGGAAACAAGCGCCAGUUUCAGCAGCCUCUCACCUCCUGGAUUACGCAUGAUAUCAGAGUGUCUCCCUCCUCCACCGGUAGUGAUCACUCCAUCAUCGGCGACAGAGAUUGUCAAACUUCCACCUUCGUUUCUCUCCUCGGACUUGCCUCUGGCUUCCAAAGAGACUUCUUCUUCUGGAUCCUGUACAUCAUCUUUGUCCGAAGAGACUUCCAAGAGCUCUUCUCACAGUGUCGAUCAAGAAGAAGGUGCAUCUGGGACCGUGGGACAGAGCCAGCACGUUCGGGAACAAGAGGAGCCCUCGGUGGACGCUGUCGAACACACAGUUCUUCCCGUCAUCGAUAAAGCAAUCAAGGCUGCCAGGGAAAAGGCGUUGAACUCCAAACCCAAGGACACCGAGGAAGCUGCGGAACAAGUGCAGACAGAUUACACAACUUGGCCCAGUUCCAUUUGGGAAACAAACCUGAACGACUCUGACGGAGAGAUUGUCUUUGAGCUUUCCAGUCGUUCUAGUGAUUCCAACGAUGGCGAUCGCAACGAAGAACAAAUCGUCGACGGCGACUGUACCAAGUCAAAGUCGGAAACAGAAACUUCCGCAACACAGAUCAGCGACCAAACUCGAAAAAUCGACCAGACAUCCACUGACCCAAAGCGAGAUACGAGAGGACAGCAACGAAGGUUUCUGAUGCCACUGAUCUUCGUGGGAACAGUUGUCCUCGCCUUCUUCGCAAGAGGACGUUGGUUAGAUCGCCAGGGCAGCCUGGAAACCCUCUUCACGAGGGCCGUCAAGUUUUCUACAGAUUCAGUUGCUGUAAGCCAACACAAGGUCCACUCUGGAAGUGCCAUCAAACAAACAACCUUAACUACCUUGCCGCCAACGGUUGGUCUGGACGCUCAGACACUCCCUGUCAAACCAACUGUUUUCUUGGCUACGACAUCAGAGGAUUCGCCAGCCUUUCGCGACCUCGAGGCCGAGUUGAACGAAAACAAGCAACCCGAGCAGGUCAAAUCCAUGGCCACAAGCAUCGUCUCAAAGGAAGGCCAUGGUCCAAACACUGUGCCAAAUGACAAGCGGGAUGAACGUACGGAGCCGGCUGUGGAUUCAGCUGAACCAAUCUCAACCAACACGUCGGGGGAAACGGGAGAAGGAGUGGUUGGCGAUGAGCUGAAGUUUGCUUUAGAGAAUCAAACCGCUGUAAAAGUCUCUCAAGACAAGACCCCAGUGUUGAAGAAUGAAGACACUCUUGUAGAGUCGAAGGAGAGUCCCGAGGCGUUGAAAGACAAAUCCGACAACGUUAAAAGUCUAGGUGUUCGGGAACAACCCCCAUCGAAUGAGCCAGCUGUAGAGGAGUCGGACAUGGUAACAAUGGCGAAUACCAACCUAUAUGAUUACAAGACAGUGGUUGGCGACGAGCUAAGGCCGAUCAAAAAGGAACAGAAACAGUCGGUCCAAGUCCCUAAAGCUAACGCCCCCGUUGGAACGCCGGACAACACCGCUAGUGCAGAAAAAGGGAGCGUCACCUCCAAGGACACCCGAUCCACCAAAUCGACGACGAACUCUUCAGCGCCAACCUCGUUGAAUGGACCAAGAGGGGAAGAAUCAAAGGAUUCCACGCUGAAAGCUCCCUGGACGAGAGGCAAGACCGUGACCGACGACAAGCCAAAGUUGAAUAGAGACAGGAUCAAGAAGAAAAGAGUUGAACGUGCUGCAAACAAGUUCACCCAUGGACGGAAGAACAAGACGACUUUGAAAUCAACAGCGACUCCCGCCCAGAACGAAGAUCACAGCAAGCCGAAGGCCAAAGGAGCUCCCGACAUGAUGGACACAACUAUAUUCGCAAAGAACUCAUCCACUGGCAUCUCUACAGUCGAUCUUGAUAUCGGAAAGGAACCCCCUGUCACCGUCAGUGUCAACAGCGAAACCAGACACUCGGGCGCAACGAACUCAACUGACACAGGCAAACUGGUGAAAUCGGUCAAGCCCAAAGAACUCGUAGACAUGGUCGAACCCGCUUCGUCUUCACAAAACAAAACCGUUGGUGUCAUUGUUAAAGCCACUUCAAAGCAAGACAAAGCCACCGAAGGUGACGCUAGCUUGAACCCCCCUUCACCCCCUGAAGCACGAAGCAGCAACGUACUAUCUGUCCGAGCCCAGUCUAGUACUUCAAAUGCCCAUGAGGUGCAACUUCCUGAUGCCUCGCUGGAGAAGAGUCCCCCCAAGUCAACUGCAACUCUGGCACGCACAGACAGAUAUGACACCUCUUCCGACAAAUCUGAGACGGAUGAUUCCAUCAACGAACCGACAAAGGAAGAGGAGCCGUUGCAGAAUGGAGACAAUCCAGAAGUAGGCAAACACACACAUGGGGAAGAGGCACUUGGAGAAAACCCCGCCAGAAAGGACGUACAUGAUAUUAAUACCUUCUCGGACGAAUCAGAGACUGACCAAAGCACUAAUGAACUGGCAAAAGAAGAGGAGCCAUUGGGCAAUGGAGACAAGCCAACGGUAGUUGAGAGUGGCGAGGUACUUCAAGACGGCUCGAUCACAGAUGUGGCCUCCGACUAUCGUGCACCUGAACAGUAUGAGUUUUUGGCCAUGAGUUUCCUUCCAGUGUACACCCAGGAAGCAAUCGGGGCUAACUCACAGUCGCCCCAAGGAAAGGCAUUGGAUUGGUUGAACCACGAGGCAAGCCUUGCUAGCGAGCUUCCUGUCUGGAGGAAGUUGCAACGUGUUGUUCUAGCAACUCUCUACCAUUCUCUCUUUCCGAAAAACGAUAGCGGCUCUUAUCCUACCAUUGCGCAUGACCGCCAUGAAUGUGAAUGGUUUCAAGCACACGAAGAAGACUUUAGCUGGUUUUGCAACGAUCAAGAAGAAGUGACCUACGUAUCCUUGGCGAACAGAGGUUUGACUGGGAGCGUCCCGGCUGAAAUUCGACUCCUGUCAUCGCUCUUGGUUUUUGACCUGCGUGAUAACCCUGACAUCCAAGGCCAAGUGCCCAGCAGUCUCGGUUCGCUACCAAGCCUUGUUCACAUUCAACUUCAAGGAUGCAACUUUCAUGGUCCCGUUCCGUCAUCGUUGUGGCGACUCCCAAGGUUGGAAACGUUGGGUUUGUCUGGCAACUCUAUCGGAGGGAGCUUGCCAUCAGAAGUCGGUUUGCUAGCAAACAUCUUGGAUUUGCAACUGCAAUCGGUGGGCCUUCAAGGAAGCUUGCCGACUGAGAUCGGAGAGCUGCUUUCAUUGGAGCGGAUGAUCCUGUCUGGCAACAAUCUUGCUCAAUCAAUUCCAGAUGAAAUUGCUAUGCUGCGAAAGCUUUCGUGGAUGGAUCUUUCCCACAACGCAUUCCAAAGCUCAAUUCCUUCGUUGCUAGGACGUCUGAGAAAACUGAGGGUGUUGAAGCUCGACAACAACGAUCUAACAGGGAGCAUCCCCGAUCAAUUGUCUUACAUCAAGGGUUUGGAGGAUCUGACCCUACACAACAAUCGACUCGAGAUCUUGCCCAGCGAACAUGGCGCUGCCUGACGCCUGAGAGUACUAGUAGGUGAGAAGUAACAAACUAAACUGAUUAGAAUUAAUAAUUACAUCCCAAUCCUGCCCCACUAGUUGAUCGG
Molecule: messenger RNA, 4408 nt
Organism: Seminavis robusta
Lineage: Eukaryota; Bacillariophyta; Bacillariophyceae; Naviculales; Naviculaceae
Source: the annotation of a GenBank genome assembly